AUUUUUGUAAUUGUGGAUCGACUCUCCAAGAUGGCACAUUUUGUUCCCCUCUCCGGAGUACCUUCUGCACCUUCUACGGCUGAGGUGUUUAUUAAGGAAGUCGUCAGACUCCAUGGAGUGCCAGACGAGAUUGUGUCGGAUCGGGGAGUACAGUUCACAUCUAAAUUCUGGAGGGCAUUGUGCAAAGCUUUAAAGAUCAAGAUGGCUCUUUCCACGGCUUUUCAUCCACAAUCCAAUGGGCAGACAGAGAGGACUAACCAAACGUUGGAACAAUAUCUACGUUGUUUUUCAUCUUUCCUCCAGGACAAUUGGAGUGAGCUGUUACCAUUGGCUGAGUUCUCCUACAAUAAUGCCCUUCAUUCCUCCAUCAAGCAAACUCCUUUUUUCGCUAACUAUGGUUUCCAUCCGCACGUGCUUCCUAAUCUUCCUAAAGGUAUAGAGGUGCCCGCGGUUCAAGAAAGACUUUCUUUUCUUCUGGACAAUACCCUAAGAAUUCAGCAAACAAUGGCCCAAGCACAGAGCAACUUCAAGGAUUUUGCUGAUCGUAAGAGAAGGAAGGGUUCUGAGUUUCGAGUUGGAGACCUGGUGUGGUUGUCUACCCGGCACAUCAAACUUCCGUGUCCGUCUAAGAAGCUGGGUCAACGAUUUCUGGGCCCCUUUCCCAUUAUUCGACGUGUGAAUGAGGUAACUUUCAAACUUAAAUUACCUGCUACUUACAGAAUUCACCCUGUUUUUCAUGUAGCCUUAUUGAAACCUGUGGUGAAGAACACCUUUUCGGGAAGAGACCACAGUCCUCCAGCUCCAGUAACUAUUGAAGGUGUUGAGGAAUUCGAAGUGGAGGCCAUCUUGGAUUCUAGGUACCGGCGAGGUCGUCUUCAAUAUUUAAUCCAAUGGAAAGGUUUUCCUCCAGAAGAGAAUUCAUGGGAACCCGUGAGUAAUUUACAUGCUCCUCAACUUAUUGAGUUGUUUCAUAGAUCUCAUCCUAACAGACCGGCUCCCACAUGCACCCGGAGGUUGCAUUUUGAGGGGGGGCAAUGUCGGGAUCCAGAAGAUCUGGCUCAAGCUGAGCCGACAUCUCCCCAGGCCUGUGCUUCCACUCCGGCGUUUGUUGCGGUUUCGAGCGCGUGUCCUGAUGCGCGCUCUGCUGUAAGCCUUUGCCUAGCAACCAGCUGCACAGUGAUUUCAGAACUGCAGGAAGUUGCACAGCAGUCUGGGAUAGGCCAGCAGGAGGAAGAAACAGACAAGCCUGGCAAGGGAAAGCCUGGCAGAGAAAGCCACAAGGUGGAGAAAGACAGAGACCUGAGAGUUGCUGUUGGGCCCAGAGAGCUGGAAGGCCCCACCAAAGCGAUCAGAUGUAGAGACAGGGCCUUUUGGAGCAGGAAAAGGACUGAAACAGAAUCAGGACUGGAGCAUGAACAGGUCUGGCUUGAAUCCCAGCAGACCCUUACAUUGGCUCAGAAGGAAUGUCUCUACAAAUGGCAAUUGAGGACUGGAGAAUCCAGCCUUUCAGGCUAA
Xenopus laevis (African clawed frog) is the source of this 1515-nucleotide messenger RNA. RefSeq lists its product as uncharacterized. Bases 31 to 1515 code for a protein of 494 amino acids. The record is from RefSeq and is a predicted model, not a curated record. The transcript has 3 exons. NCBI's taxonomy places the organism in Eukaryota, Metazoa, Chordata, Amphibia, Anura, Pipidae.